AUGGCAGAUCCCAUCCGCUGGGCUCGAUACCGUUGGCAGCGACUGAUAUCUGCAGAGGGCAGAGAAGGUAGCAGCCCCAGCAAUUCAAGUAACAAGUGCUAUCAAUCAUCAAAAGCCAUUGGCAAACAUAGGAUAGUAAUACCAUGUUUGGGACAUUUUAAGGAAGAGUAUGAAAAAGUAUCAAAACUGUACAUGAAUAACAAAAUACGGACUACUAAGUAUACGUUAUUGAAUUUUUUACCACGGAAUUUGUUUGAACAAUUUCACAGAGUUGCCAAUUUAUAUUUCCUGUUUCUAGUUGUCCUGAACUGGGUUCCUCUGGUGGAAGCCUUCCAAAAAGAAAUUACAAUGCUACCCCUAGUAGCAGUUCUGACAAUUAUUGCAAUAAAAGAUGGUCUGGAAGAUUACUCAAAGUACAAAAUGGAUAAACAGAUAAACAACUUACUAACCAAAGUAUAUAGCAGGAAGGAGAAGAAAUACAUAGAUGAAUGCUGGAAGAAUGUCAAUGUUGGGGACUUCAUCCGGCUUUCACGUCCUGCUGACAUGGUACUGUUAUAUUCUAGUGACCUGGAUGGGAUCUGCUACAUUGAAACAGCAGGCCUUGAUGGAGAAACCAAUCUAAAGCAGAGGCAGGUGGUGAGAGGAUAUUCAGAGCAGGUCUCUGAAAUUGAUCCAGAAAAAUUCUCCAGUAGAAUAGAGUGUGAAAGUCCUAACAAUGACCUCAGUCGCUUCAGAGGCUUUGUUGAACAUUCAAACAAGGAUCGAGUGGGUCUCAGCAAGGAAAACUUACUGCUCCGAGGAUGCACAGUGAGAAACACAGAAGCUGUUGUAGGCAUAGUGGUAUACGCAGGACAUGAAACCAAAGCCAUGCUGAAUAACAGUGGCCCUCAUUACAAGCGCAGUAAAUUGGAAAGAAAAGUGAACACUGAUAUUCUUUGGUGUGUUCUGCUUCUAAUCUUGAUGUGUUUAACUGGUGCAAUUGGCCAUGGAAUUUGGUUAAGUAGGUAUUCAGAAGUACCCUUUUUUACCAUCCCUGAGCCAGAUGGGAAAUCGAUUCCUCCAACAUUAGCAGGGUUCAAUAUGUUCUGGACGAUGAUCAUCCUAUUACAGGUCUUGAUCCCAAUUUCUCUCUAUGUUUCAAUUGAAAUUGUCAAAUUGGGACAAAUUUAUUUAAUACAGAAUGACAUUGAUUUUUACCAUGAGAAAACAGACUCAACAAUUCAGUGUCGAGCACUGAAUAUUGCUGAAGACCUUGGCCAGAUUCAGUAUAUCUUCUCUGACAAGACUGGAACCCUCACUGAAAAUAAAAUGGUUUUUCGGAGGUGCAGCAUUGCAGGACAGGAGUAUUGCCAUGAGGAAAAUGCAAAAAGGCUGGAAUCCUAUCAAGAAGUGGAUUCAGAGGAUGAGGAUUCAGCUGAUCAUCAGUGUGGCUCUUCAAUGCGUAUGUCAAAAUGGCAGGGGCACGACUGCAGAGCUGUGAAUGAACCUUUGAACAAAAAGCCUUUGAAUUUGUUGUCUGGUAGUCAUUCUGCAUUAGGAAGGGAAGAUGGAGCAGGUGAUGUUCCCCCUUCAGGACAUGUUGCUUUCAGCAGUCCAAUUGAAACAGAUGUUGUACCAGAUGCACAACUGUUGAAGAAAUUCAGUCAAAUUUCUUCUCAUUCCUAUGAUCAAUCAGAAGCUAGCAGCAAGUUAUCUCUGGAGACAAUGUACAUCACUGACUUCUUUCUUGCUCUGGCAAUCUGUAAUACUGUGGUAGUUUCAGUCCCCAAUCAGCGACGUCAGAAGAUGAGAAUGUCUUCGCUGGGUAGGAUGCCUAUUAAAUCACUUGAGGAAAUCAGGCAGAUGUUCCAGAGAUUGUCAGUCCGGAGACUAAGUUCUUCCCCACUUCCAAGUGUGAAAGAGUCAUCAUCUGAAAGCCCCAGUAGUUUUGUGAGCAAACUAUCUAUUUUCAGAAUGAAAAUGGCUUCACCUGCUUUGGAUGGAACUGCUCAAAGGGCUGCUGAGCCUCACAAUAUGGACAGCCCAGAGAAUUCACAAGUGCCUCAAGAACUAGAUAUGGUGAAUGUAGCUGCUGGCUGUGAACGCAACAGUGCUACAUCAUCUAUUGAAUUGUCUCCCUUACCUAAACUUUGUUAUGAAGCUGAGAGUCCAGAUGAAGCUGCCUUAGUUCAUGCUGCUAGGGCUUAUAGAUGUAUUUUACAGUCUAGGACUCCAGAUCAAGUAACUGUGGACUUCGCAGGUCUGGGAUCUUUAACGUUUCAGCUUUUGCAUAUCCUGCCUUUUGAUUCAGUGCGGAAAAGGAUGUCAGUGGUGGUUCGGCAUCCAGUCUCCAACAAAGUGGUGGUUUACACAAAAGGUGCAGACUCGGUCAUGAUGGAUUUAUUGAGAACUGCAUCUGAAGAUACUAAUAAUUCAGAAAUGGAACAAAAGAAGAUUAAAGCGAGAACUCAGAAGCAUUUGGAUGACUAUGCCAGGAGAGGACUUCGCACUCUGUGUAUUGCUAAGAAGGCGAUGAGUGAUGCAGAAUAUGCAGAGUGGUUAAAUCACCACUUUUUAGCAGAAACCAGUAUUGACAAUAGGGAGGAGCUGCUGCUUGAAUCUGCCAUCAGGCUUGAGACCGAACUAACUUUGCUCGGGGCCACUGGCAUUGAAGAUCGCCUGCAGGAGGGUGUUCCAGACACAAUACAAGCCUUACGGAAAGCGGGAAUAAAAAUAUGGAUGCUGACAGGUGACAAGAGAGAGACAGCUGUCAACAUUGCUUAUGCUUGUAAACUGCUGGAACCAGAUGACAGAAUCUUCACUCUCAAGUCACAGAAUAAGGAUGCCUGUGCCUUGGUGAUGAGCAAAAUUUUAGAAGGCAUCCAGAAGAAUACAUCUAAAAAACAACCCAGUCAGAAGCUCGGGAAUGUCUCUGCAAGUUUCUUCACCCACUCUCCAGGGUUCAGUGCAGGCCUCAUUAUUGAUGGAAGGACUUUGGAGCAUGUCCUUCAUGACAGCCUACAGAAUAUUUUCUUGGAACUCACAGAAAAAUGUCGGGCUGUAGUCUGCUGCAGAGCCACACCACUGCAGAAGAGUGUCCUGGUCAGACUGGUGCGAAGUAAGCUAAAGGCAAUGACAUUAGCUGUAGGUGAUGGUGCCAAUGAUGUCAGUAUGAUCCAGGUGGCUGACACUGGUGUGGGAAUAUCGGGCCAAGAAGGCAUGCAGGCUGUGAUGGCAAGUGACUUUGCAGUCACUCAGUUCAGACACCUCAGGAAGCUGCUGCUUGUCCAUGGUCAUUGGUGUUAUACCAGACUUACCAACAUGGUGCUUUACUUCUUCUACAAGAAUGUGGCCUAUGUGAACCUCCUGUUCUGGUACCAGUUCUUCUGUGGGUUUUCAGGCACAUCAAUGACUGACUACUGGAUCUUGAUUCUUUUCAAUCUCCUUUUUACGUCGGUGCCACCUAUCAUUUAUGGUGUCUUGGACAAAGAUGUGUCUGCAGAGGUGCUUCUGCAGCUCCCACAACUGUACAUGAUGAGCCAGAAAUCCGUGGCUUACUUGCCUUCAACAUUCUGGAUAACCUUGCUGGAUGCUUUUUACCAAAGUAUUGUUUGCUUUUUUGUGCCUUACUUUACUUACUAUGGCUCAGACAUAGACAUUUUUUCUUUUGGAAACCCUAUAAACACAGCAGCGCUCUUCAUAAUACUGUUUCACCUUCUCAUUGAAUGCAAAUCUGUGACGUGGAUACAUACAGUAGUUAUAGUUGGCAGCAUUCUGUUUUACUUUGUCUUCACUCUGGCCUUCGGGGCAACCUGCAAAACUCACAAUCCAUCAUCAAAUCCUUACUGGGUCAUGGAAAAGCACAUGACAGACCCAGUAUUUUACUUAGUUUGCCUCCUGACUACUUGUGUUGCUCUGCUACCAAGAUAUUUGCUGAGAGUUCUCCAAGGAACAUUGUUUCCAUCUCCAGUGUUGAGAGCAAAGCACCUUGACAGACUGACCCCAGAGGAGCAGAGGGAAGCAAUUAAGAGAUGGAGAGAUGACUGCGUUGUAAACUGUAGAGUGGAGCUCCAGGCUACUUCUGGGUCUUCCAGCUCAGCCACAGGUGCUGCAUCAGAGGAAGAAAGCAUUGCCAGCGUUUUGCCAACAUCUAAAACACCUUUACAGGCCUGUUCAAGAGAUGGGUUAGUACAGGACACCUCCUUCUUACCAGACAUUCAGGACGAGUCCAGGAACACAGAUGGCUUGAAUUCUGAAAAGACGUAAUUCCUGAAUUCAUCAAAGGAAACUAAUUCAGACUCAUUUUGUGGUAAUAACUCAUGUGCCAAAGUCUCUGUGUGUGCUUCUGAAGGGGGCAGCAGUGCUGUUUCUGUAGCAUAA
This is a messenger RNA of Nestor notabilis (Kea), 4359 nucleotides long. It is a transcript of the gene ATP10D, whose product is annotated as ATPase, class V, type 10D. The transcript is spliced from 22 exons. Gene Ontology annotation, molecular function: ATPase-coupled intramembrane lipid carrier activity; magnesium ion binding; ATP binding. Gene Ontology annotation, cellular component: plasma membrane. Gene Ontology annotation, biological process: phospholipid translocation. The record is from RefSeq and is a predicted model, not a curated record. NCBI's taxonomy places the organism in Eukaryota, Metazoa, Chordata, Aves, Psittaciformes, Psittacidae.